CGUCAAAAUACACACCCAAACACCACCCCUCGACACCAUCGACCAACAAGCCCUGCCUUGCAACAUGUCCGGCUUCAAGCGCGACUGGAGUGGAAAUGCAAAGCGGCGGGAUGGACCGAAGCCUGCCCCGAAGCAGGUCGUGAGAAAUGAGUACACACCCAUGUUUGAGGGUUUGCGCAAUGAGCUUGAUGAGCAUCAUGACCGCCGAGAGCGUAUCGUCAAGGCAUCCCGGGAUAUCACGGCAUUGAGCAAGAAGAUCAUCUUCUCACUACAACGUGUCCGAAAGAUCGAGGACCAGCUCCCAGCCAACAUCCAGUCCGAGAUGGAUUCCCGCCUAGCAGAGAUCUCCAAGCUCCUCGCCACCAUUGCCCCCGAGAUCCAGGGCAUCAACCGCUACCGAUACUCGCGCUCACUGAUGUGCCUCGAGGAGCUUGUCGAGGCCCUGACGUUUGCACACUACCUCAGGACACAAUCGCUCAUCAGCCACACGGAGCUCGACCCGAUCAUUGAGGAACUGACCCGGAAGGGCGCAGUCUCAGAGGACGAGGUCAUGGCCGACGCCAGCGACACGGCAGGCACCACCGCCACCGGAAAGCCAGCCCCACCGACUGCUGAGCCCCCCACAGUCUCCCUCACCCAGGACGACUAUCUCUAUGGCGUGUUCGACCUCACGGGCGAGAUGAUGCGUUUUGCUACUACGUCGACUGCGUUGUCGGGGACUAUGGCUGGUGGGCAGGGCGGAGAGGGUGGUGAUGAUGAGCCGCGCACCAUUGUUCAAGACAUGCACGAACUCGGGACCUUGUUUGAGAUGCUGCCCGUGGGGUCUGGCAACCGGUUUCAGUGGGAGAAGAAGCUCGAGGUCACGAGGCAAUCAGUGCAGAAGGUUGAGCGGUUGGGUUAUGAUCGGAUUAUUCGUGGGAGUGAGCGGCCGAAGGGCUGGGUCCCUGACUUGAGCUCGGGGGACCAGGGCCAAGGGGAUGAGUUGGAUUGAUGGCGGGACUGAUGGUGAGAGUCUCGGUUGCUUUGUGAGUUUGACAACUACUCUGUUGAGUACGUGCCGCACUGUCUCACGACCUAGUCCAUGAUAGCUAAUAUUAUGGAUGCCAUUGUGCUAUUCCAACCCAAAUAGCCGGAAAAUAACCACAUGUGACAGACCCUUCUUUCUUGGUCUUAUCUCAUUCUCCAUUCCUCCCCUUCUCAUGAGAGUGACUGUACGCCGUGACGCCCCACCACGUACCCCCACCAUGCAAUUUCUGCCUUAGGCU
This is a messenger RNA of Chaetomium fimeti, 1265 nucleotides long. RefSeq names its product Translin family-domain-containing protein. The record is from RefSeq and is a predicted model, not a curated record. The transcript is spliced from 3 exons. Gene Ontology annotation, molecular function: RNA endonuclease activity; RNA binding; sequence-specific DNA binding. The coding region runs from base 65 to 991 and encodes 308 amino acids. Gene Ontology annotation, cellular component: cytoplasm; nucleus. NCBI's taxonomy places the organism in Eukaryota, Fungi, Ascomycota, Sordariomycetes, Sordariales, Chaetomiaceae.